ACAAGUUUCGAUACAACAUGGGAACUAUAUUUGCACUCCCGCAGUCUUUCGUCGAACAUAUUUCAGAGACGGACUCAGACGGUUAAAUGGAUUUAAACAAACGCUAAAAGAUUUAUCUGAGCUGGAAACUGAAAGAUGAGGAGGAAUGAGUCAACCGAAGUUUCUGAGCGGUUUGAAUAUUUACAAACUCUGGUGACUGAAUUUCAGGACACGGACAGCGAAGAGGCCAAGCAGCAGGUUCUGGCGAACCUCGCCAACUUUGCCUACGACCCAAAGAACUCUGAGCAUCUCCUGCAGCUGCAGGUGCCGGACCUGUUCCUGGACAUGCUGACCGAGGACAACGAGGACUUUGUGGAGUUCGGGAUGGGGGGGCUGUGUAACCUCAGCAUGGACCCCGACUGCAGAGACGUCAUCCUGCAGAGCGGCGGCGUCGGCUCCGUCACCAACUGCCUGUCCAGCCGGAGGGAGGAGACGGUGCUGUCGGCCAUCACCACCCUCAUGAACCUCACCACGGCGGCCACGCGCGCUCAGACCACCGAGCCGGGCGUCCUGCAGUGCAUGCUGCGCUUCUCGCUCGCAGAGAGCCCCCGUCUGCGCAGCCUGGCCUCCGUCUUCCUGCAGGACUGCUGCAGCCGGGAGCAGGUGAGGCGGGCCGAGCAGCAGAUGCAGGGCCCGCAGACGGCGGUCGGGAUCCCGCUGCCCAAAGACUGA
Messenger RNA from Nematolebias whitei (Rio pearlfish), 711 nucleotides. RefSeq names its product armadillo repeat containing 7 (gene armc7). The record is from RefSeq and is a predicted model, not a curated record. NCBI's taxonomy places the organism in Eukaryota, Metazoa, Chordata, Actinopteri, Cyprinodontiformes, Rivulidae. Bases 136 to 711 code for a protein of 191 amino acids. The transcript has 4 exons.